Messenger RNA from Haliotis rubra (blacklip abalone), 870 nucleotides. Its product is annotated as homeobox protein prophet of Pit-1-like. The transcript is spliced from 2 exons. Gene Ontology annotation, biological process: regulation of transcription by RNA polymerase II. Gene Ontology annotation, molecular function: RNA polymerase II transcription regulatory region sequence-specific DNA binding; DNA-binding transcription factor activity, RNA polymerase II-specific. Bases 1 to 870 code for a protein of 289 amino acids. NCBI's taxonomy places the organism in Eukaryota, Metazoa, Mollusca, Gastropoda, Lepetellida, Haliotidae. The record is from RefSeq and is a predicted model, not a curated record.
AUGGAGGAUAAUCAGAUGGAUGAGGGUGAGAUAUUUGAUUUAUGGUGGAAUGUUUACGCAUUAGUUCCAGCUCGAGGUGAUUCUUCAGACAACUCGUCCAUGAGCCCGACCAACCUCCCCAAGCGUGGUCGACAACGUCGUAGUCGCACCAUCUUCAGCGACGCCACCAUAGACCGCCUGGAAAGUGUGUUUGAAGAAAACUCCUACCCUGACAUCAACCUUAGGGAACAACUUGCAGAAGAGGCGGGCGUUACGGAGGCCAGAAUACAGGUGUGGUUCCAAAACCGUCGUUCACGAAGUCGUCGCACCAAGACGAAGCCCACCAACGUCGCCCGUCGUGAUUCCGGUUUUGUCUCGUCCUCACCCUCACCACAGAAACUGACGCCACCCAAGAAGCCGGAGUUCGCCUUGCCAGCACCAGCAGUGACGUCGCCUUUCCGUCACGGCUACUCGUUCUCCUACCCGUAUCUGUUCGGGUGUUCACCACUGAUGUCUCCCGCCAUGUACCCGAUGUUGACCGGCUACACCGACGUCGCAUCCAUGAUGCCCACGUCACCGAUGUUCUCCCCCACCGCCAGUCCAACCUUCCAGCGUCUCUUCGAAUUUCCAACCAGUCACAUACCCGGAUCUCCCCUGACGAGCCCCACCACCCAGAGUCCUACCCUGACAUCCACCCGUCCUGGACUUGCUCCCUCUUCAUCCAGACUUCCCAAGCCACACCCUAUCCGCCUCCCCCAGAUGUCGUCUGCUGAUUCCAGCCCUGUCGUCUGCAAGUUGGAGCCAUCUUCUACUUCCGGUCUACAUAGAAGCAUUAGUCCCGUGCUUUCAGAGGAGGAGAUUGACGUCACUCCCGGGGAUUGUUCUGCAUAA